AUGUCCGUGAGGUGAGGUUAUCAAAAUGUGUCAAAAAUCAUCAAAAUACAAGUUGUAGGGCAACAAGUCAACAACAUAUAUUUUGUAUUUGUAAUUUUUAUCAAUGAAUAAAAGUUGGUUUGCUUAUUUUUAAAUUUCAAUUAUUAGAUCAAAUCAAACCUCAAAGUGCUUUUAUUAAUAUGAUCACUAUGGCGAACUUUAUAAAAAAGUAUAACAAUUAAUAUGUAAAUAAAUGUUUUGUACUUUUAAACUUCAAUAGUGAUAUUGAUAUCGCGCAUCGUAAUAAUCUCUGAGUGCUAUUCUGCUAUCUCCAGUGAUUGGAUCAGAAAUAAAGCUUCAUGUCUACAUAAUACAGGAAAAAAAUGAAUAAAUCAAAUGAAGGUAAAAGUGGUAAAUCUGACUCCUUGGAUGACACUACCAAGAGUAUAAAUGGAUAUUGUACAAACAAUAAUAUAGGAUCUGUAAAUGAAAGGACAGCUUUAAAAACAAAUUUUGAAACUACAAUGGAUACUAUUAGUGAAAUGAUGAAACAGUUAGAAAUUGCACCUCAAUCUAAAAGUGCCAUAACAGGAAGCAAUUCUAAAAAAAACUACUUAUUUUGUAAUAAACUGAAUGAAAGAGGGAAAAGUGUAGUAGAAACAAAUAAAUCUAUUUUUAAUCUAUCUGAUUUAAAAGAAGAAUUAUCGAAAGAAUUAUUACAAAAUGGCAAAAGUAUUUUAAGCACUGCAAACAACACUUCAAGCUCUUUUACAGGACUACUAAGGAACUCCAAAUUAACGUUUUCCAAAAACAGUUUUACAAGUAAUACAAUUCCUCAAAAUACUCAAGAAACAUCAGAUUCUGUAUCUGUUUUUGUAUUUGGUGAUAAAAAUGCUCAAGCUCUAAUAUUAAAUCCUAAAUCUCUUGGAAAUGCUGUGUCUUCUAUAAAAAAUCCUAAUAAUAAAUUUAGUUCUGAAGCUAAUUCCAAUAUGCUCAUAAUAGAUACAAUUCCGCAAAAUACUAAAGGUGAAACAAUACAAGUGGUACCAUCAAAUUUUAAAUUUGUUUUUAACAAAUCUUUAGUUCCAAUCAGUGUAACAGUACCAACAUCUACACUGGAUACUGAUAGUACACACAAAGAUCAGAAUAAAAAAAGCACAUUCAAUAGUACUGCAUUGAUAUCAUUAUUUCAAGAUACUUGGAAACUUGGAAGAUCGACUAUGGAAACUGCAGUACCCACUGUGACAAGUCCUACGGUAUCAUCAAAACCGUUCAGAAAUAUAUUUACUAUGUCCUCCAUUUUGUUGUCAAAGAAACCUUUAAUUUCCCAGAAUAAAUUACUGAAAAAUUCAUCUAUACCAUACAUUAUGUAUGUAGAUUUUAAGACAGUAAAACCCACUUUCAGGACUGCUAAACAAAAUACUGAUUCUAUUUAUAUCUUUGGAAGCAAGAAGAAUCCAGAAUCUAUAUUUGAUCAGAAAUCUCCAUGUAAAACUAAGAGUCCGUUUAAUAAACCUAAAUUAAUGUCUUUGUUUGCUGGUGAAUGGAUUAUUGGAACAUCUAAAACACCAAAGUCAUCUACAAUAAAGAGUCCUGAAGUUACUUCUCCAUUUAGAAACAAAUUCGUUGCAUCCGCUACGUUGAUAUCAAAGAAAAAAUUAUUUCCUCAAGAUAAUACAUCAAGAAUUGAAUUUAAAAACUUCGAUCCUACAGCAAGUGUUGAAUUCAAAAGUGUUUUACCCAAUUUCUGUUCAUCUAAUGAAAGAGGAUAUUUCUGUUCGGUGCAGCAAAGUUGUACACCUGUUUAUGCGUUUGGAGGCCCAGCGACUUUAGCUCCUAUUAAUAUUAGUCAUUCUUUUACUGCAUCUGAAGACAAGGCUACGUCUAUCACACGAGAUACUACGAAAAAGUUAACACUAGAGUUAGAUUGUACAAAGCAUGAGAAACUUGGAAAAUCUACUUCAGUCUUUCAGCAAAACAAAAAAUCACAAUUAGAAACCAGAUCAACUAAUGGACAACGAAAGAUUAAACUUGAUUUAUAUAAAUACGAAGAUUAUAAAAGUGCAUUGGCAAUGUUUGAAGAUGCAAUACAGUUGUGCCCGGAUAACGCUACCUUUUAUGUAUUUGCAUCUCAUUAUUACUCGAAACUUGGAAAUUAUGAUGAAGCAGUAAAUUACGCACAGAAAGUCGUCGCAGCCGACCACACGUUCACUUAUGGUUAUAUUUGGCUGGCUAGAUGUCACAUUGCCACAGGAAACGUACAUCUCGCCGAAGACGCUAAGGCCAAUGCUCGGGUCAAUGAACUCUCUGGGGAAGACGAGCGAAGCUUGCUACAGGAGGUGGAACGGUUGAUCCAGCUAUACCGAGAUAUACAACGGGACAUUUCUGUCAAAAACUUUGGCCACGCAGACUCAUCCGCAAACAAGUUCCUCACACUGUGUCCUUCAAAUAGAGUUAAAGCUAUAAAAGCAGUAUGUUUGACGUAUCAAAUGGAGCUCUACCGAGCGAUGGAGAUUACAAAGAAAUGCCUACAAACAAAUAGUUUGGAAGUGGAAGCUUUAUAUGCGAGAGGGCUAUGUCAUUAUUUUAACGGUGCUUUACAGAAGGCAACUGUUUAUUUUGAACAAGUGUUAAAUAUAUUUCCUUUACACAUGGGCGCGACUGAUUUAUUGCAGAAAAUUAAACGAUUCAUGACCUGGGAAGAGGAAGGAAAGGAAGCUUUAAAAGCGGGUGAUUAUAAUAAAGUCAUAAUGAUAAAUAAUGCAAUGGCAAAUGAUGAUAAAUUAAAUAAAAAGACAAAUGCUAAACUGUUUUGGAACAACGCAGAGAUGUAUUCAAAAUUAAACAACAUACCAUUAGCAAUCGAGGCUUGCACAUUGGCUCUAGAACAGAAUGUGUACUCCAUACCAACGCUGAGCAGGCGCGCUGAAUAUUAUAAAAAAAUUGGAAAAUAUAAGGAUGCACUGAGUGAUAUCGAGAAGUGCUACGAAAUUGACAAUAUUGGUUACGCUGAUUUAAUGUCGGAAACCAAGAAAGAGGCAUUAGAAAAAGAAGCGGUUUACAACAAAACAUUUAUGGAAGUGGAUUGUUUGAUUCGAAACGAUAAAAUUAUGAAAGCACUAAAGGUUAUGGACCAGUCCCUACCAGAAUAUACGUGUGAUGCAAAAGUUUUUUACACUAAAGGGUUGUGUUUUUUCUGUUUGGAAAAAUAUGAUGAAGCAGUUCAACAUUUUCAACGAGCACUAAAAAUUGACCCAAUACACGUUGAAUCCUGUGAAAUGUUAAACAGAACUAUUUCGUUGAAAAAUAACUUGGAACUAGGUAGAACUGCAUUGAUGGAUGGUCAAUGGAGUCAAGCUUUGCAUCAUUACAAUGAAUGUUUAAAAUGUUGUAUAGAAAAUAAAAAGCUAAGCGUUAGACUGUAUUGUACUACUGGCCGCAUAUGGCAUGUACAUUUAAAUACAGUACAUACCGCGAUUUUAGCAUACGGAAACGCUUUGAGGUUAGAUGACAAAUGUAUUGAAGCUCUAAGCGGACGAUCCAAAUGUUUCACCGCUAUUGGGCAACACGAAAAUGCUUUAUUAGAUUGUGAAAAAUUAUACGCAAUCGACAAAAGUGAUGAAACCAAGGAGUUGCUGCAAAAAGCGCUAGGAGCAUCCAAAAUUGGUCAAGCCAGAAUAAAAUUCGAAGCAGGACAAGACUUGUACAAGCGAAACAAAUUUAAAGAUGCAUUGGUUAUGUACAAAGAAGCAAUCCGUUUGCAUCCUGAAAAUGCCGAAUAUCACAGCAAUUCAUUUUCCUGUCACAUGAAGCUAGAAAUGUUCAAGGAGGCAUUUGUUGAUGCCAAGAAAGCUGUUGUACUUUAUGGAAAAUGCAAUGACACUAUACGUGGCAUAGCGAAAUGCUUUAUCUAUAUAGGAGAAUUGUCUGGCGCCGAGCGAGCUAUUGUGAAGGCUAGCGAGGCCGGCGAGGAGUGCAUGGAGGAGCGCCGGGCGCUGCAGACGCUGCAGCGGCUGCACGCGCAGGCGCAAAAGCACAUCGAGGAGCAGGACUACCAGCGCGCCGUAUCCUGCAUGAAUCAGUGCCUCGAGUCCAGCCCGUUCAGUUCCAAAGUAAAACUCAUAAAAGCCGAGAGUUUGGCGAUGCUCGGGAAAAUAGAUCAAGCGCAGGAGAUAGCAGAUGAAUGUUUAAGAUUCGAUCAUACGGACGUAGAGGCUGUUUAUAUUAAGGGACUGUGCAUUUACUAUCAAGAAAAUCUAGAACAGGCAAUGAAACAUUUUAAAGAAGUCUUACGUCUUUCGCCAGACCACCGAGCUGCGUCUGCGGCGUACAAUAAAGCUAAAUUGCUUAGGAUUAAUAAAGAAAAAGGGAAUGAAGAAUUCAGAAUGAACCGAUGGCGCAAGGCAUUGGAUCUGUACAACGAAGCGUUGACAAUUGACCCGACACAUGUGAAGAUCAAUGCUAAACUGCAAUUUAACAGAGCGACCGCGUACUCGAAACUGAACGAACUGCAGGCGGCGGCCGACGCUUGCACGGCGGCACUGGACUUGGACCACAAAUAUGUGAAAGCGCUGACUCUCCGCGCCAAAUGCUGCACCCUACUACAGGAGUAUGAAAGCGCUGUCGAUGAUUAUGAAGAAUUGUACAAACUUGAGCCAAAGGACGAAAUCAAAAAGCUCUUGGAGGAAGCCAAGGCGCUCAAAAAUGAGAAAUCGAAACAACAAAAGAAUUAUUAUAAUAUACUUGGUGUCAAAAAAGCUGCGACGAAACGUGACAUCGAGAUUGCGUACAGACAACUUGCUAAAGCGCAUCACCCAGACAGACAUCCCGGCUGUUCGUUGUUUAAGCGCAAAAAACAGGAGCGUCGCUUCCACGAGAUUGACAAUGCAUACAAGGUGCUUAGUGAUCCGGAAAAACGCGCGGACUACGACAGAUAUGGAGGUAACUAUCGGAGGAAGUGAGUUGAAGUCCUAUUUUGUAACAAUAAGGUUUGCUAAAGUGAUGUAUUUUAUAGAGUACUUAAAACAAGUUAAUGUUUUGAUAACUUUAUUGCAUUUUUCAUGUAUUUACUUACAUUUAAAUGAAUUCCGUGCCUUUACAUUUAUGAAUUAAUGUAAAUCAUCUACCUCGGUUUAUAUUAUAAAAAAAUAUUUUCAACAAAGUUGAUCUAAACUUAAGGUCUAGAAUAAUAAGAAUAUGUUAUUAAUAUUGUUAACCAUUGUCAUUAUCAGCCUAUUUUUAUUACUCGACUGCAACAAGGGUUAUGUUUUUCGCGCGUAUAUUGUAUGUAUGUAAUAUUCUAUACAUCCUCAUAACUUCCAAACCGCUGAACGAAUUUACGUAAUUAAGAUAUCGUUAGAUUUUUCUUAAUAACCCAAGUGUUCUUAGAUAGGUGAAAUUAAAAAAAAAAAAACAACACGGCUGAGAGUCGCUAUAAACUCGACGUGAUUUUUUUUCCGAAUAUUGCGAUAUGGGUAUUAAAUUCAAGGGCUCAUCAAGAGGAUUUCAAAAUGAUAAUUAUAAUGGCUAUAUUAAAAAAAUGUACAAUUAGAAAAACUUUUUUUAUGAAUCGUUAUACAAAAUACGCGAGGCGGAUGACUAGGUGCGAGCAGGUUAGACAGUCGAGUUUUUUAAUUUUUUUAAUUAUUUAACAGAUCUUGAUCACGUGACCUGUCGAUAGCGAAUGUCAUUCCCAUACAUUUUUCUAGUUUUCGAAGCGUUAGCGAUCGUAGAAAGAGAACCGACGUGCCACUUGCGGGGGCAGGCCACUCUCUUUAUAGAAGAGGGGAUAUGGAGUUUAGACCCACAACACUGGUCCAAUGCGGGUUGGCAGGUUAUAUUUUAAAUAGUUUGUAGAUAAUUUAUAUGUUUUGUUCAGUUGUUAUCAAAAGGCUGCCCAUCCCAAAAUGUUGCUUCACCGCUUUGAUACACCGGCGAACUUUUUGAGCAAAAAUAGUGAUGAAAAAUUAUUUAACCUUUAAGUACCGACGUGCAUUUUUUGUAACGUUAGUAUCGAUGUGCGGCCUGAGAGGCCGCGUAUAUAAUAUAGAGUUAUUUAAAUUAAAUGAAGAGUUAAAUAUUUGUUCUUGCAUUAUGAUGAAAAGUAAAGGGUUUUAAUAAAAAAUAAGUAUAGAAUCAACUUUAUUAAAUUUUUGAAUAAAACACUAUUUGGGUUGAUUUUUUGGAGAAAUAUCAGAUUAAUUGUUUUGCGCACAGCAAACAAACAUGAUUUUGCACGAAUUACAGGUCAAUUUUCUUUUGAGUUUCGAUUUUCUUUCGUUUUAAUUCAAAAUAUUUGUGAAAAUAACACUACUAUAAAAUAAUAAAAAAUUUAAUAAAAAAAAUACAACCGACUUCAAAACCUACAAACGUACCCACAAAACUAAAAAGCGAAAAAUAACAUCAUAAUAUGUUCUACCUGCUGAUCAGUAUGAAGGCGGUGCUAAGCCGGUGAUGUAUUAAUUCAAGCCAUGUGAGAAUAUCUUAUAAAUUUAGAUUUUACAGACAAAGUUGUUUCAUGUGGUCCUGUCAGAAAUGGCUUAAAUUAAGACAACACCGGCUAAGCACCGCCUUCAUACUGAUCAGCAGGUAGAACAUAUUAUGAUGUUAUUUUUCGCUUUUUAGUUUUGUGGGUACGUUUGUAGGUUUUGAAGUCGGUUGUAUUUUUUUUAUUAAAUUUUUUAUUAUUUUUCCAUUUUUAGUGUAAAAUUUCAUCUCAAACGAAUUCAUCAGAUCCCUAAUGACAGUCACAACCCAUCUUGGUACAAAAUUCUCAGCAAUACAAAUUAAUCAACCCCAAGCACGAGGUAGCUACCGUAAACCGUUAAGGAGUUCCCUUAAUUGACCUUGGUCUUCAUCAUCAGACCCCUAAUAACAGACACAACUCAUAUAGGUAGAAAGUUCACAGCAAUACAAAUUAAUCAAGGCCAAACACAAGGUAGUUACUGUAAACUGUUAAGGAGUUCCCUUAAUUGUCCUUGGUCUUCAUCACCAAACCCCUAAAUGACAGUCACAACCUAUCUAUGUGGAAAGUACUCAUUAAUACAAAUUAAUCAAGCCCAAACACAAGGUAACUGCUGUAAAUCGCCGAGGAGUUCCCUCGUCUGUUUUAUGGCUCCAUCAUCAGAUCGACUUUAAACCUUCAUGAAAUUGUAGUGCUUAAAAAUACUAAAUGGAAAAGUUUACGAACACACUAGACACCCAUAUAAUUUUCGAAAGUUCCCCUCAAUUUCUCCAGGAUCCCAUCAUCAGAUCUUGACAUGAUGGCAAUGGGACCAAAUGGGGACUAUACCGUUUCAAACAAAAAAAGAAUUUUUGAAAUCGGUCCAGGCGUCUUUGAGUAAUCGGUGUACAUACAUAAAAAAAAAAAAAAAAAAAAAAAUACCGACCGAAUUGAGAACCUCCUCCUUUUUGAAGUCGGUUAAAAAAAAAACUUAGUUUAAUACCGACGUGAGGCCUGAGAGGCCGCGUCGGAAUUUCAAAGCAUAAUUACUCACAAAAUAUGCGCACGAUAACAACACUGCCUGUUUCGAUGUCGUGGGCACUGACCUUGCAGCUUCUAAAAACAGGGGAUCGGUAUUGUGCGGCGAAAAGAAUAAACUAACAAUUCAAGUUGCCAGGGCCUCUCGGACCGCACGUAGGUACUUAAAGGUCAAACAAAAUUAUAAUCAAAGAAUUAAUGAGCAAUCUGAUUAAUUAAUUGUUAUUAAUCAUUAACUAAUUUGUUAGUCACCCAAAGACCCAAAGUCCAGCAAACUGAUGUGAUAAGCUCUACAGCGAAUUCGAAGGAUAAUUUCAUACCUGAUUUAUUUUAAAUUAUAUUGUUUUUUUUAUUAAAUGUUACUUAUUCAAAAUGUUAUAUACUUACACGUAUAUCUAUUUGUUUUAAGCCUAUUAAUCAAAUUUAUUUUUAUUAGUUUAGGAACAAGUUAAAAUUAUUAUUAGGUGUAAAAUGAUUAGCAAUUUAUAUUCCUUUUUUUAUUUUGUUUAUUGAUCAACAUUGCACUUCGGCUUUAGUACCUAAAUGUAUCCAUGGAGAGAAGCCAUUAUUAUAUUAGAAAAACAAUUAGUUAUUCUUAAUUUAAAGGAGAUGAUCCAAAAUUGUCUGGAGCCCAAGAUCAGUCAUUGCACCCUGGCGGAAAUAAAAGAAAAUAAAUAUUUUAACUAUAUUCGAUUAUACAAAUCUACGAAUUAAUUUAAUUCUUUCGAAAUAAUAUUAAUUCUCUACCAAGAAAUGCAACACUAAUAAGAGUAACAAUGGCGGAUUGAUGACGUUUUCAACGCAAUAGUCGUUUUGACGUUUGCUGUCAAAAGUCAUGUCAUAGUUGCUUUAAGGGCGCCAUCUUAAUAUAAUUCAAAAACUUGGAUUUCAAUUUUAUUUAUUUCUUUUUAUUUAGUUACACUUAUUCACUUAUUUAGAUUUUAACAAAUACCCUGUAUUUUUUAAAUUUUAAUGAUACGGGUAUUACAGUGGACCUGAAAUGGACCAUCUCCUUUACAAAUAACGUUUGUGAUUUGUGAUAAUAUUCGAUAUUACAAAUUAUAGAUAUAUCACAGUCGUCUGGAUAAACUAACCAGCUAAUUGAACGUCUAGGCCGAUCAAUAAUCGCCGGCAUUUCUUCCAGAUGGCUGCGAUAUUAUAUACAUAACUUUGUACAUAUUUACUAAUACUACGAGUACACACCCCAGUAAAAGUAGGAUACCAAAGAUUUUGUACAGUAGGUAUCUGUUUUUUUUUUUAAGUCUUAAGUCUGUAUAGUAACUCAUCUGGCCAUAAGUAUAUGCAUAAGUUAUGUUAUUAUCAAUAAGUCCUUUUUUAUUUGUAAUAACCCAUAUUCGGCUCACUGCUGAGCCCGAGUCUCCUCUCAGAAUGAUAGGGGUUAGGUUAGUCUACCUCGCGGGUCCAAUGCGGAUUGGCAGAGUUCACACACGUUUCCUCACGAUGUUUUUUCUUCACCGUUUGAGACAGGUGAUAUUUAAAUUCUUUAAACAACUGAAAAGUUGGAGGUGCAUGCCCUGGACCGGAUUUGAACCCACACCCUCCGGAACCUCAGGCAGAGGAUUUGAUAGUUUGCAAGGUAAGUCCUUGAUUUUUUAUUUGUAAUAAUUUGUAUGUGGUACCUACACAUACCAAUUAUUACAAAUAUAUACUACCAGAAAAUAAUGGAAUGUAACGAUACCUCAUUUAUAAUUAUGGUUAAAAAUGUGAUGCCACGUGGGUGCUUUCAUUGGAAACGUUGACCAAUCCCUUUGAGAUAUAACAACAUGCAUAUUAUAUAAGUAUAUUUGUUCCUCGUUUAUAGAUCUACAAGAAAGAAUCUGUUACUUAUACCCAUGUUUUAUGUAUAUCUUAAUAAUUUACCCAUUUUACGUAGGUAUCUUCUAAAAAAUUAUAAUGAUAUUGAACGUUAACAUCGAUUGUCUCGCGAAAGAAGUCGCUCUAGCUAUGAAUGUUACUUAUAUACACUAAAAGUAUAUGCUAAAUAUUGCUGUGAUGAUUGUUGAUGUUUAUAUUUUUUAUAAUGUGCAUGCUAUUGUGUAAGUGGUUAUAUGCAAACAUGCUAGGCUAUAACCGUAUUUUAGUUGUAUAAGUUAGAAUAAUGUUCGUAUUUUCGAUUAUUUCCCAAUAUCGUUAUUAAAAGUAUGCAUAAUAUGAUAUAUUCAUAUUUGCUGCCACAAAUAUAACCCAGACCCCGGCAAGUGUUGUCUGCGCAGGUACAAUGUUAAAGAAAAGUGUUAGCCGUAUCCACCUUGGUGAUUUCGUAUGCUUUUGCUUUCAAGCCCUAUCUCACCACUUUAGGGGUUGAAUUAAAAAAAAAAUCACAUAUGUCGUAUUUUUUUACUUUUUACAAACUUUCAACCCCUUUUUAUUUUAUUUUCGCAAUAAAAAGUAUCCUAUAACCUUCUCCGUAUUAUGGUCUUAAACCGUGCAAAGUUUCCUUUGAAUUCAUUCAUUAGUUUCAGCGUGAUGCCCGAAUAACAAAAUAACACGGACAGACAGACACAAAAAAUCGAAUAAAAAUAUUUUUAGAUUCAGAAUGUACACAGUUCGAUCUGUUACAGUUUUAUUAUAAGUUCUAGAUGGCGCUAGUAGUACGUUUGUUGUUACAAAUGGUAUAAAUAAAAUCUCAAAUUGCGAAGUAUUUUUUGAGCAAACACGGAGCAUGUGUUUAACACUUUUCUUUAUAAUUGUACCUAUUGUUUAUACACAAUUCCAUCUUUAAAAAAUAUUUUCAUGGGUUUUUAUGACCUGCUUUUGAAUUUGUAUUGAAUUAGAAUGAUUUUUAUUGAUUUUAUUAAUAAAAGAAUGUUAAAAUUA
Messenger RNA from Bicyclus anynana (squinting bush brown), 10297 nucleotides. RefSeq lists its product as uncharacterized. The record is from RefSeq and is a predicted model, not a curated record. Gene Ontology annotation, molecular function: protein binding. Bases 363 to 4940 code for a protein of 1525 amino acids. The transcript has 19 exons. NCBI's taxonomy places the organism in Eukaryota, Metazoa, Arthropoda, Insecta, Lepidoptera, Nymphalidae.